AGGUUGGACUUGUCCGAGCCCAGGCGGAUUGGAUCCUCCCCGCCGCGACGUGGUGAGCUCCUUCUGCUGCUACCUGCUCUCCCUACUCCCUCUUUUCGUGCGUGCGUGCGCGCGCGCGCGCGCGCUCCCGCUUUCGUGGGGUCCUGUCCUGUGCGGCCGGCCUCCUCCUACCUCACCAGCAUUUCCCUCCCUUGUCCCAGCUCGUAUUAAUCCUUGGCCCCCUCCUCUCUCUUGUCUUGUGAGUGUGUCUCCGUCGCUCACCUCGGCCACAGGUGGUGGUCUCGUUGAUGAGGUGAGGCCGUGAGGGGCUGUGCUCAGUGGGAGGGGGGGGGGGGAGCCAAAGCCCAAAGCCAAGAAGCGGCGGCGUCUAGUGGCUUGGGUUCUACCGCGAGGUGCCAAUGGCGCAGUGGUGGGGACGGGAGGCGCGGGGCGGCGGCGGCGGCGGCGGGACGUCGGUGGUGGUUAAGAUGGAGAGCCCGGACUGGGCCGUCCCGGGGUCGGCGGCGGCGGGGGGCAAGGCCGGCCGCGGCAAGAACGCUCGCCAGAUCACGUGGGUGCUGCUGCUCAAGGCGCACCGCGCCGCGGGGAAGCUCACGGGCGCCGCCUCCGCCGCGCUGUCUGUCGCCGCCGCCGCGCGGAGGCGGGUGGCGGCGGGGCGGACCGACGACGACGUCGACGCCGACGAGGCCGGCGCCGCCGCGACGCCCGGGGAGAGCCCCGCCCUGCGCGCCAGGCUCUACGGCUUCCUCCGCGUCUUCCUCCUCCUGUCCAUGCUCCUCCUCGCCGUCGACGUCGCCGCGCACCUCCAGGGCUGGCACCUCGCCGUCGACGUCCCCGACCUGCUCGCCGUCGAGGGCCUCUUCGCCGCUGGGUACGCGUCCUGGGUGCGCGUCCGCCUCGAGUACCUCGCGCCGGCGCUGCAGUUCAUGGCGAACGCGUGCGUCGUGCUCUUCUUGAUCCAGAGCGCCGACCGCCUUAUCCUCUGCCUGGGUUGCCUCUGGAUCAAGCUCAAGGGCAUCAAGCCUGUUCCCAAGGCUGCUGGCAAAGGGUCGGACGACGACGUCGAGGCCGACACAACCGGGGAGUUCCCCAUGGUGCUCGUGCAGAUUCCAAUGUGCAACGAGAAGGAGGUGUACCAGCAAUCUAUUGGUGCUGUUUGCGGUCUGGACUGGCCAAGGCCCAACUUCUUGGUGCAGGUGCUAGAUGAUUCUGAUGAUGCUGCCACUUCAGCACUUAUUAAAGAGGAGGUGGAGAAGUGGCAACGCGAAGGCGUUCGCAUAUUGUACCGACACCGAGUAAUUCGUGAUGGAUACAAGGCUGGAAAUCUCAAGUCAGCCAUGAACUGCAGCUAUGUAAAAGAUUAUGAGUUUGUUGUUAUCUUUGACGCUGAUUUUCAACCCCAGCCAGACUUCCUGAAGCGAACUGUGCCCCAUUUCAAGGGCAAUGAGGAUGUUGGGCUAGUUCAGGCAAGGUGGUCUUUUGUGAACAAGGAUGAGAACUUGUUAACUAGACUGCAAAACAUAAACCUUUGCUUCCACUUUGAGGUGGAGCAGCAGGUUAAUGGGAUCUUCCUCAAUUUCUUUGGAUUCAACGGAACGGCAGGAGUGUGGAGAAUAAAGGCACUUGAGGAUUCAGGUGGAUGGAUGGAGAGGACAACAGUGGAGGACAUGGAUAUUGCUGUCCGAGCACACCUCAAGGGCUGGAAGUUUAUGUUCCUUAAUGAUGUUGAGUGCCAGUGUGAAUUGCCAGAGUCGUAUGAGGCAUAUCGGAAACAGCAACACCGAUGGCACUCUGGUCCCAUGCAAUUGUUUAGACUCUGCUUUGUGGAUAUUAUUAAAUCAAAGAUUGGAUUUUGGAAGAAGUUCAACCUCAUAUUUCUUUUCUUUCUCCUUCGCAAGCUUAUUUUGCCCUUCUAUUCCUUCACUCUUUUCUGCAUCAUCCUUCCCAUGACAAUGUUUAUUCCUGAAGCUGAGCUCCCUGCCUGGGUUGUGUGCUACAUUCCGGCAACCAUGUCCUUGCUGAACAUCCUCCCAGCCCCCAAAUCCUUCCCAUUUAUUGUCCCCUAUCUCCUAUUUGAGAAUACCAUGUCAGUAACCAAAUUCAACGCCAUGGUUUCUGGCUUAUUCCAGCUCGGGAGUGCCUACGAGUGGGUCGUCACCAAGAAAUCAGGCCGUUCUUCUGAGGGUGAUCUCAUUGCCCUCGUCGAGAAGCAGUCUAAACAGCAAAGGGUAGGGUCUGCACCCAACCUUGAUUCCCUUACAAAGGAGUCUUCCAAUCUCAAAAAGGAUUCCAAAAAGAAGAAACACAAUAGGAUAUACAGGAAGGAGCUGGCACUCUCCUUCCUUCUCUUGACAGCAGCUGCUCGGAGCCUGCUAUCGGUGCAAGGAAUACAUUUCUACUUCCUUCUGUUCCAAGGGGUAUCAUUCUUGGUUGUUGGACUCGAUUUAAUCGGUGAGCAAGUUGAGUGACGGGAAUACAAGGGAGAGUAAUGGGGGUAUUUAUUUUGCUGCGAGUGUGGGCAACGCGACCAAAGAGCACUUCAGGUAAAGGCAAGCACGGUACAUGAUUCAACGCAUACACGACUACACGAGAAGAUUUUGAUUCCGGAUUAAGAGGGGUUAUAGUUGGUCAGGGAUACUUGAAACGGUGAAAUGUGGAUUGUAGAUAUAUGGCUUGGGACUGUGGACUGUAAAAGGCUUGGGUGUCUAAUUCUUUUGUAAGAAAAUCUUCAGUGAUUAGAUGGGUUAUUUUGCUUACUUGACGGUUUACCUUCAAAGGGGGAUACUGUUGGGGUCCAUGUAAUUUGGGCAAUUGCUACGAACGCAUACUGAAUUACUGAGACUGUGAUACUUGUUCGUUUCUUGAA
Molecule: messenger RNA, 2866 nt
Organism: Sorghum bicolor (sorghum)
Lineage: Eukaryota; Viridiplantae; Streptophyta; Magnoliopsida; Poales; Poaceae
Product: probable xyloglucan glycosyltransferase 1
Exons: 5
Coding region: 399-2468 (689 amino acids)
Cellular component (GO): Golgi apparatus
Molecular function (GO): glycosyltransferase activity
Source: RefSeq, a predicted model, not a curated record